Messenger RNA from Spodoptera exigua (beet armyworm), 1837 nucleotides. The record is from the annotation of a GenBank genome assembly. NCBI's taxonomy places the organism in Eukaryota, Metazoa, Arthropoda, Insecta, Lepidoptera, Noctuidae.
GUAUUGAGCCGCCAUGACAGUCGGCGAGUGCGGUCUACUUUAGAUGAAUGUAAAAAUAAUAAAUAAAAUACUUUACCGAAAACUAGCCUGAACCUUGAAGCGAAAGCCCGUCGGGCUAAACCCCUUCAAAAUGGCAAACAACUGGUGGAGAGAACCAGACAUGGGAGUGCUGAGUGCACCAGUGACAUCUGGCGAGCCGCAGGGGUGCUCCGCCAUGCGCAUGUGGCGGAAUGCCUGCAACACAUUGGUAGCGCCUGAUGCUGACGAUGCUUGGAAGCAAGUGGUGGAGGCCUCUCCUCCAGAGUCACUCUGGCACACUCUUCGGAACUGUGUAGCUUACCAGGCGGGAGUCUGGCAGAACUUGCUCAACAAAGGAGUGGACGACGUGAUCCAACCCGCGGCCUUCAAGCUUGCUAUUGUACUGCGCCAUACUCCAUCGGAACUCACCGUCAAACUCUUGUCCGACUUGCUGAGACUACAUCCACAGUCGCAAGACUUGACGUCAUACAUCCUGGCGCUGCUGACGGAUGACGAGGCGCAGUGGGGCGGCGGCAACUGUAGCUCCCCGUCCACCCCGUCCUCCCCCCACAGCGAGGAAGGGGGCGAGCACUCCUCCAGCUCCUCCUCCGGCGCAGACUCGGACGCAGCCGACGCGGGCCACGAGACGGACGGGCCCGAGCCCGGCCACGACACAGACCUCGACACCAACGAGGCCAGCGGGCCGGCGGACUCCGCCUCCGCCGCUAAAUCCAAACCCCACGUUAUGCCGCCCGAUUCCACCACGCACUCCGCCGACAACCCCAACAUGCCAGACUCGACCACGGCCGACGACCCCAUCGAGGUGGACGAGCCAGACUCCGGGGAGGGGGAGGACGAUGCCGACGCCGAGGCGGAGGCAGAGGGAGAUGAAGACGCGGACGGGGAUGCCGACGACGACGGGGAGGGCGACGGAGACGGGGACGACGCCGAGUCCGCGGACGACGGGGAGGGCGCGGGCAUGGCGCGCGUCGUGUCGCCGGCCGGGCCCGCGCCGCUGCGCGACCUGCAGCUCUUCGGCGACUGCGAGCUCGCCGUGCUCGCCGCCUCGCGCGAGGAGUACGACGCACACGCCAAGCUCGUGCGCGCUGAGUACUCCAAGCUCACCAACGACAACUACGUCCAGCUGCGGAUCAAGGUGCUGAACCAAUUUAGUCAAAUCCCGAAGCUGUUCCACUCUCCGGAAUUCGAAUGCUUCGAGUCUGCCGCUCGUGAGAACAUCGAGCGUGAGAUCAACACGCUGCGGGAACACUUGGUGGCCGGGAGGAGAGACUAGUAUUACCCUUUCCAGGAAGGUGACCUUCCUGAAGACGUGGAGCUCAACGACAGCUGUUAAUUGUUUACUCAUCGCAUCAGCUUUGCUCAUUACCUGACCGCGCUAUUGCGUUGAACUAGCAGACCUUCAGACUUGCCAUGCUACAUCACCAAGUUCAGAACUAAUGGAAAAUUCAUUGUGAAAAUCGUCAUACAAGUAAUGUCUAUGUAAUCUAUUAAUCAUUCGCUGGCGCGUCAUCAAGUAAUAAGUAAGAAAAUGUUUGAGUAAAUCAAUUGCUGGAGUACAUAUGAGAGACGUAUGUUCUCACUAGUACUAGCUCCCGUGAUUCAGGGCGUCACACUCCUGGCGAGCCGAGACACGCUCGAAUAGGACUUGUGUACAGUGUUGCCAACACAAGUAAGAUUCCUGGGUCAGCGCGGCUUGCAACAAUCAGUGAUUGUAAUGUAAUGACAGAGACAUUUUAAGUGUAGUGUUCUUCUUCUUAGAUUGGUGUCUGUUUAUUAUUAGAUUUUUUGUAACACAAGU